CCGUGCCAUGUCUUCGCCGCCCAUUGCGAUCGACGAGUUCUCUGUCUCGCCGCCAGUCGCAGCCUCAACACUCUCAGCACCCAAAUCACCGCCGCUAGCCUUUGCGCCAACCUCCAACGACGCUCUAGCACCACGAAGCGUCCUGCCUCAUACAGGUGACGGUGGUCUGCCGUCGACGACUUCCAACAUGGGCCGCCUGAGUCUCUCAGAAAGCCCGUUUGCGUUGCAGGCCAUCAUCGACAAACAGUCGGAGGCGCUCAGGCAGUUGCACAAAGGCUUCAAUGCAGAACGAGAGUCGUGGGACCUGGAGCGACAACGCUUCUUCGAGCGCAUACAUAGUCUGGAGCAGCUACUGAGGAAUGGCGAGCAUCAUAGUCCGGCGAAGUCGCCAGUCCUUACGCCUCCCGGUGCCAGUGAGCUCCAUUCGCCGCAACCACGAUCGAUGCAUCCAACGAUGAGCCUACCUACCAUCGUAGAAGACGAAAAUAUCCAGCCACUUGCUGCACGAAGAGAAGGUGCUCCUCACUCCAUAAUGCUACCACGUGAAGUCAACUCGCUUGGAGAUGAACCACACGACAGAACCACCUCUGCAGUCUCUUUCAUGAAUGCGGAAGGGCUGCGAGUCGAGGAAAUUCCAAAUCCGCCACGCUCGGCCGGCCUGUCUCCGCCUCCCCCAGUGAACCGUAUGCUUGCAGGACACACGCCGAUCAAGGCACCGAGAAGGCCCACGCCACCACCAGAGCGCAGUCUGUCUAUGGAUGGCAUUGAGGACACGCCCACCCGUUACAACACCCAAGUCAACGCAUAUUACUUGACAUUGAGUGACGAAGAAGAAGAUGUGCCAUUGAAGGGUCCUCUGAAUAUGCCGGAAUUGCCGCAUAAUCCUGGUGAGAGCAAUUUCACACUAGAAGCUUUCGCUCAGCGGCUCCAAGAAAUACACGACAAUCCCACUGAAGAGAAGAGCAAGCCAUUGGUCUAUGCGAAGCCCAGCCCUGGGCUGGCCUCACCCGCGGAUCGAUCAAACACGACCAUGAGCCCUUCACAGCGACACAGGAUCCUUCAAGAUCCACUAUCCCCCGCAAAUACUCGUGCUUUGGACUCGCAUGCAAUUCAGUCUCCGGACUCGAAUCUUGGCUCGACUCUCAGUCCUUCCAUGUCGAACACAAAAUCGCCAGACUUGGCAGGCGCACUCUCUCCCCAAGAACAGCACGAGGCCAAGAUCCAUCAAGAAUUCCAAGAGGGCGGAAUUCGGCUCAAGAAGAAAACUUCGACCAACUUUGGAGCUCCUUUCGGCUCCAUGGCGGCAUUUCCCAUGCGAAAAUUGUCGUAGGAAAAGACAUCAUCUACUGACCAAAUACAAGGAGGCAGUCGCGCAGUUUGCCGACGAUCCCGAUCCAUUCGUUACAAUUUACUACUUGUUAUGGAGAGACGCUUCCUAGUGAAGACUUCCUAGUGAAGGCAAAAGGCGCAAUCGGGGCACAGAGAGACAGCAUAGAUCAAGGCGCAGAUUGGAAAGCGGCGGGACCGCGAAAGGAAAGAUACCCUCACAGGCCAGAGAGCCUUGCGUUUACUUGAUAGAUAGAAUGAAGCGGCACUACAAGCGCUCAGGAAAAAGCAGCAAAACGAUAGUGCCGAAGAGUGCCUGACUGACUGUACAGAAACUUUCAGAUACAGCUCGAAUGAAUGUGCGCCCUCCUUAUCACUUCCUAAAGGGAAGAGGAAU
Sphaerulina musiva SO2202 is the source of this 1723-nucleotide messenger RNA. RefSeq lists its product as uncharacterized. The transcript is spliced from 2 exons. The record is from RefSeq and is a predicted model, not a curated record. The coding region runs from base 8 to 1330 and encodes 440 amino acids. NCBI's taxonomy places the organism in Eukaryota, Fungi, Ascomycota, Dothideomycetes, Mycosphaerellales, Mycosphaerellaceae.